Ilex paraguariensis (yerba mate) is the source of this 1892-nucleotide messenger RNA. NCBI's taxonomy places the organism in Eukaryota, Viridiplantae, Streptophyta, Magnoliopsida, Aquifoliales, Aquifoliaceae. The record is from the annotation of a GenBank genome assembly.
AUUAUUAAUCUUCAUCCACCCGUCAAAGAGAGUCCUAGGUAGUCUCGAGAAACACUAGGGCUUGUUGGUACCUGAAGACCCUAGUAAUAAGGAGUUAAAGUCAUCAAACACGGACAUCCUCGGAGGCAACCUUUAUUUAGCAAAAAUAGCUUUAUUUCCUCGGAGAGUUUAUUCAUAACACCAGAACCCCCAUUAAUGGCUGACCAUCAAGCUGGAGAAGUUCUCUUGGUGAAGCCCAGAAGCUCCAAUGAUGGAGUUUCAGUGAUACUGCGAAUCAUUCUUCUGUUGCUUCUUACAGACAUAACUCUGUCAAGGAGCAUCAUCAAGACUCUUCCUGGCUUUUCCGGUGAGCUACCAGUCAAGCUUGAAACUGGUUAUGUUGGAAUAGGAGAAAAAGAUGAGAUCCAGUUAUUCUACUACUUCGUUGAAUCCGAAAGAAGUCCGGAAGACGAUCCUCUCAUACUUUGGCUGGCGGGUGGGCCGGGUUGUUCUGCUACUCGUUCUUUCUUCUACGAAAUCGGCCCAUUUAAAUUUGACAUGUCUAAUUUCACUGGAAACCAACCACCAUUGGUGUUAGCCCCAAACUCUUGGACAAAGGUUGCCAGCAUCAUUUUCAUAGAUCAGCCGGUGGGAACUGGAUUUUCCUAUGCAACUAAUGCGGAAGCUUACAAGACUAGUGAUAAAAAAUCAGCAAAUCAAACUUAUGAGUUUCUUCGAAAGUGGCUGGUGGAUCACCCCAAGUUUCUCAAGAAUCCACUUUACAUUGGUGGUAUUUCCUAUAUAGGAGUUGUCGUUCCAGUCCUUGUUGAGGACAUAUACAAUGGUAAUGAAGCCGGAAAUGAGCCACAAAUGAAUAUUAAAGGAUACAUACUUUGCAAUCCUCUAACAGAUAGGAAUGGAGAUGUUAAUUCAAGAAUUGACUAUGCUCAUCGUGUGGCACUUUUAUCAGAUGAACUCUAUGAGUCAGCAAAGGCAAAUUGCAAUGGCAACUACAUAGAAGUAGAUCCAGACAAUGGAUUAUGUGUAAGGGAUUUACAAGAAAUAGACAAGUGCACCGACAGAAUAAAUCAAGAAGAAAUUUAUGAACCCAAGUGUAUCCAAACGGUGGACAAAUCGAAAUUGUUGGGAUGGGAUAGAAGCUUGUUUGAAGCGAAACCCAUGGAGCUUCUCUGGUCAAUACCUCGAAGUCCCGAAGACUGGUGUCGGAGCUAUGUUUAUUAUUAUUCUGUCAUUUGGGCUAAUGAUGAAGCUGUCCAAAGUGCUCUUCACAUUCGAGAGGGAACAUUAUCAGCAGAUUGGGUUCAAUGCAAUCUGACAAUAAAGUUUUACUAUGGUAAACCUUCGUCGGAAUCCUACGCAUACGAUUUGCCCGAUGUAGUUGGCUAUCAUCGAAAUCUAACAAAAAGAAAUUGUCAAGCUUUAAUACUCAGUGGUGAUCUAGACAUGAUCGUUCCAUAUCUAAGCACAGAAAAAUGGAUACGUUCUCUAAAUUUGGCAGUUGAAAGUACAUGGGAACCAUGGUUAGUUGAUGGUCAAGUGGCAGGAUAUAGAGUGGGUUAUGCACACAAUGACUACUCCUUGACAUUUGCAACGGUGAAGGGAGCGGGUCACACAUGUCCAGAGUACAAACAUAAACAAUGUUUUUCCAUAGUGGAUUGGUGGUUUUCAAAUCAACCUCUUUGAUCGGAAGUUGCAACUUCAAAUUGAUUCAGUCAUUCUUCAAAUCUCCGUCGGCAAAUAAGGGCACCGGCGUUUUGCCGGUGCACAACCUGAUCAAAGUCUUUUUGUUUGCCGACAAUUGUUAUGAUGAGUAAGCUUAUAAGCAUUUUGUGUAGGCAUUGCUACUGAUGUUUUAUGUAUUACGAAAACAAUAUUUGAAUGCUAGUUAUUGG